This is a messenger RNA of Corticium candelabrum, 1012 nucleotides long. RefSeq lists its product as uncharacterized. The record is from RefSeq and is a predicted model, not a curated record. The coding region runs from base 173 to 706 and encodes 177 amino acids. The transcript is spliced from 3 exons. NCBI's taxonomy places the organism in Eukaryota, Metazoa, Porifera, Homoscleromorpha, Homosclerophorida, Plakinidae.
UCCUGUCUCUAAGCACGUGGGUGGGACUACAUAGGAUCUUCUGCUAUUUGUAUUCAAGUUUUACAUCGCUUGACGUAGUCAACUACAACUCUGCUACAGCUGCUCAACGUACAUUCCGCAUCGGUUUGUUGCGUCCUUGCUGACGCGGAGAGUGACUGAGUAUAAGUACGAAAUGGCUGCAGCUGCUGGUGAUGAAUACAAAACGAAUGGCGGUACUGAGAAACUACGUAUUGUCACGGACUUAGCUUCUGCUCUAUCAAAGUUUUCAUCCCAGAAAGCUAGUGUUCUGCAACAACUACAAGACUGUGUUCAAUCUGCAAUCAAAGCUUUGAUAUCUGACAAAGUUCUUGUUGAAGAAGAUGUAGAUGGUGUUAUUGAUUGGAUAGAAGAAAUGGAUGAUUUCGAAUCAGCUUCAGAAGCUCUUUACGACGUCAUCAUGGAGAAAGCCAAAAGCGACCCUAACAUUGUGGUGAAAUUUAUAGAAUCUGUUGGUAAAGUGAAUUCGACUAUUUGCAACCUUUUUCGUUCUGCUCCACAUUUAACUUGGCAGCAACUGAAAAAGAAACGAGAGUGCAUUGUCCAAACAUUAGACACGAGUGCUAUCAUUCAUCCAUGUCUUGAGAACAGCAUCAUUACACUUAAGCAGUACCAGCUUUUGAUGAAGAUCAAGGAGAAGGAAAAAAAAGACUUCCACUUUUUUCGCUGACAGAUUUCUUCGUGUAUUGGAAAAGUCAGGGAAUGAACAAGGCUCAAAGCUAAAGGAAUUUGAGAAGGUUCUCUUGGACAGGCAACCAGACGUACUGAAGACAUUACUGGAAACAAGUAAGUCGACAAAAUACACAGCUUUAUAUACCUGUCGUGCAAGCUACAGCAUCUUGUCAUGUGCCAUAGAUUUUCCGUGCGUUAAGGUUUGUAUGUGCACUUUAGAUCAAAAUCACAGUACAAAUAAUAGUACCACUGAGCCGAUUAGCUCUGGUGACGGCUUGGGGUCAUCUCUUAUUUCGGCCCAAUA